AUGUCAUGGCACUUUGCUGCUGUGAUUUGCAUGGCAAUCCUCGCUAGGCUAGUUUUGUUACUGGCGGUGAUGCUUCGAGGGUCUGAUGAUAAAACUGAAACACAAACUUUAGAUUCCUCGGAAGCUCUCAGGUCAAGAGGCCUGAAGGAUGAUACAACCUGCCUAGUUGUUGAUAUUAGUCCAUUUGAUCACCCAGCUUUGCCCCCAACACCUAGGAAGAAACCACCUCUGUUCAGUUCAAUUAUGUUUGGGAAGAGAUCUCGUAAUGCUGUGAACAAAGCAACAAAGCUUUCUGCUUGCAGAAAUUGUGAGCAUGCUGGUUUUGUUUGCGGUGGUUAUUGUUCAGGGUAUAAAACCACAUCUGUGGUGUCAAAGGAUGGGAGUGGAGACUAUCGCAGCAUCUCAAAAGCCGUUUCUGCAAUACCUAAUUCAGCUUCGGCCACAUACAUCAUUCACAUCAAGCGGGGAAUUUACAACGAAGCAGUAGAUGUGGGUAUGCAUAAGAACAGUGUCGUGUUCUUGGGAGAUGGAAUUGACCACACCAUAAUACAGUUCAAUAAGAGUACUUCCACUGGUAUUGGGACAGACGAAUCGGCCACUGUCAAUAUAGAAGCACAACAUUUUGUUGCAAAAGACAUCAGCUUUGUGAAUUCCGCCGGAGUCAAUGCCGGACAGGCAGUUGCUGUGAGAAGUGUAGGCUUAAAUCAUGCAUUCUAUAGGUGUAGUUUCAAAGGAUACCAGGACACUUUGUUUAUGAUUUCCGGCAGGAAAUUUUUCUACAAAUGCAACAUCUUUGGAACCCUAGACUUCAUCUUUGGUGACGCAGGCAUCAUGUUCCAGAAUUGCAACAUAUACGGGAGAAAUCCAGAGAAUGAAGGAUUGCCCAUUAUUGUUACAGCUGAAUCAAGGGGUAUAGCGAACAGUGAAUUUUCGACAUGCACUCUGUGCACUUAUCGUCGUUCUGAAGCAGAAUCUUUAAUGUAUACUGUAAUUAGAUAUGGGUCCCACUCAACUGACACUUAG
Molecule: messenger RNA, 1023 nt
Organism: Cornus florida
Lineage: Eukaryota; Viridiplantae; Streptophyta; Magnoliopsida; Cornales; Cornaceae
Product: probable pectinesterase/pectinesterase inhibitor 40
Exons: 5
Coding region: 1-1023 (340 amino acids)
Biological process (GO): cell wall modification
Molecular function (GO): pectinesterase inhibitor activity; pectinesterase activity
Source: RefSeq, a predicted model, not a curated record